AGCUGCUGCAGGACUGCAGACAUUCACAGGAAGCUGGACCAGCAUGGCUCUGCUGAAGGUUAUGUUGCUGCUGGGGCUGGGUGUUUCAGUGAACUCAGAUGUUUCUCUGCAGAAGAGAAUCAUUGGCGGUCAUAACUGUGAUGACACGGACCGUCUUUAUCAUGUUCGGCUGGAGGUGACCAACGGGCAGACAACGACCAUCUGUGGAGGAUCUCUGAUCAACCCUAAGUGGAUCCUGACUACAGAUACCUGCUGGAAGUCAGGGGAAGGGUGGUAUAGCCAAGUAGUGCUAAGAGUUCAUUCCAGGACUGGUGGCCGAAAAAUUUCCGGAAUCCAAGGCAAACCUGUGGUUUAUGCUCCUGAAGGUUGGCAUCAUGACAUCAUAUUGCUGAAGCUUCCAAGACAACAAAUUGACAUCCCACUUGCUCCACUACCAGACUGCAGUAAUCGCCCUAAAAUUGGUGACACUGUUCAGCUGGCAGGAGAGGGAGCAACAACAACUGGCCCCAAUAAUCGGCAUUUAUCCAAUGCUGCUGCUGCACCACAUCUUCAGUGUGUCGACAUGAAUGUUGUUCAGCUUUCCCAUUUCCUGCAGCCAUAUGGGCGUCUAUUCUCUGCUUCAGCACCGAACAAAGAUGCAUGUUAUGGUGAUGCUGGUUCAGCAGUGGUAUUCAACGGCAUGAUUUAUGGUGUGAUUUCUCCAGGUUUACCAGUCUAUGCAUGUGAGAGACCAGUUUUAAUCAUGGACGUGUGUGAAUACAUCGGGUGGAUAAGAAGAACAAUUGGCCAUAAAUAAAACAAACUGUCCUGAAAUAAAAUUCUCAUCAAAUUUCCUCUCAGAUAUAAUUUUAUUAUUGUAUCUUGACCAGUUUGAUCCACAGGUUUGUAGAAUUAGAAUAAAUCAAUAGUUUUGUUUUUCCUCAUCUAACCUUGAUCUCCCUAAUGGAUCUUUCUCUGUAUCAGAAAUAAACAAUGAAUCAAUAAAUGCAUGAAAAAUAAA
This is a messenger RNA of Gambusia affinis (western mosquitofish), 1000 nucleotides long. Its product is annotated as trypsin-like. Lineage: Eukaryota; Metazoa; Chordata; Actinopteri; Cyprinodontiformes; Poeciliidae. Gene Ontology annotation, biological process: proteolysis. Gene Ontology annotation, molecular function: serine-type endopeptidase activity. The coding region runs from base 44 to 796 and encodes 250 amino acids. The transcript is spliced from 6 exons. The record is from RefSeq and is a predicted model, not a curated record.